AUGGAAAUGCUUCCUUAUAGCAGACACCAACUCUUCUCACAUCUCUCCUCUGAUUUGAGGAAAAAUCACUUGAUGUGUAGUGCGUUGCUCAAUAUCUUUCCUCAAAAAAAGUCUCAACUUCUCUCCUUCUUCACAUCUAACAUUGUUGAGCUUAUGAUGGAAGAUGGAGAUUUGGAGCCUCUCUUCACAAGAAUCAUGAGCUUCUUCGACCAACAAGGUCUUGAGGCAUUUCUCACUGUGAUUGCUGGUUCUGCACAACUGGCUGCAGCUGGGAAUGGGAACGUGAAUGCAAUGCUUGCACUGAUCAAGUCAGCUGCUCAUAGACUGGUUUCCCUGGCGUCAAUCUUGAAAGGGAGCUUGCUGCUUCAGAACUUCAUCUCCAGCUUUCACCACAGUGUUGGAGACAUCGUUGUUGAGAUUCUUCAAGGUCGCUUCAUGGAGUUCUCUUCCAAAGCUCAUGCAAACUUCUUUGUACAAUCAUGCUUCAAAGUUGCAAGGUGGAGGAGCUGUCUUUUGAUUGCAUUAGAGUUGGAUGCUCAUUUCCAUAGCCUUGUCAAGCAUCCCUGUGGGAACUAUGUGCUGCAAGCAUUGAUCAGGAGGUACAAGAGCGAAAAAUGUCCCAUUCCCCUUCUUCUUCUCUCUCUGAUCACCAACUCCAGGCACACUCUCAGUCAAGACAAAUGGGGUAAGUCUGUGGUCUAUGUGUUUGAUGCAUGA
Messenger RNA from Microthlaspi erraticum, 717 nucleotides. The record is from the annotation of a GenBank genome assembly. NCBI's taxonomy places the organism in Eukaryota, Viridiplantae, Streptophyta, Magnoliopsida, Brassicales, Brassicaceae.